Lactuca saligna is the source of this 1948-nucleotide messenger RNA. NCBI's taxonomy places the organism in Eukaryota, Viridiplantae, Streptophyta, Magnoliopsida, Asterales, Asteraceae. The record is from the annotation of a GenBank genome assembly.
AAGUUAACUCUGCUUUUAUUCCAACUUAUGCUUUACUCCAUUAGUGUUUUCAACUCUAAAAAUACUUUAAAAAGAACACUUCCUGAUGUUGUUGUCCACUCGCCACCUCAAUCUACGCUAUCAUCUACUCCCAUUUAAUUAAAAAACUCUCCAUACCCCCCACCUUCCUCCUUUUCAUGCCCUAAAAAUACUACUGUCUUGUCUCGUUUCUUUUUUUUUCUUGAUAAACAAAAAACGAUCUUUGCUUUCGCCCACCGAAAGCCCACUUGGAAUUUGAAUUGUAUAUGUCAUUAUUCCGGUAUUUCCCCAUCGAUUGAAAACCAUUGUCCGAUGGUCAAAGAUAUUUCCUGUUUUGAGCAAUCAAGUCAACUCAAAUUCAACUAAUUUCUCCACACCAGGUUCAUAUUCUUGAUUUCCCUUCGCAGAAUUUCGAUCUUUAUUGUUUUCGAAACAUGGGUUUCUGUUAAUUUGCGAUAUUUCAAGGGUUUGAUGUGUUGUCGAUUAAAAAAAUCGAAACUUUCGUCUACUCAAAGCCCUAGAUGUCAAUUUUCGGUAAGAAUUUCAAGAAACAUGCUAAUGUUUACUCAGGGAGGAUAUACAAUAGCGAUAGAAAGUGGAUAAUCCCCUUUUUUGUAAGCUUGCUCGUAUGGAUUACUCUAAUUUCAGCUGCCAUUUUUGGGUUUUAUUCAUCAUCAUCAUCCUCAUCAUCGUACAAUCACGAUUCAUCCCAUUUCGAUAUAGUUUCUUUUGCAAAAUCAGAUGAUUCAAGUGGGUUUUUUGUCGACAUGAAUAUAGAAAAACCUAGUGAAUUCCCGAAAGAAAAAGCCCCUAGAUUAGCUUACCUUAUUUCAGGUACGAAGGGUGAUAGUAAAAGAAUGAUGAGAACAUUACAAGCUGUUUAUCAUCCAAGAAAUCAAUACAUCUUGCAUAUGGAUCUUGAAGCUCCACCUCGAGAAAGAUUGGAGUUAACAAUGGCUGUUAAAAACGAUCCAACUUUUUCUGAAGUUGAGAAUGUUAGAGUCAUGGCUCAGUCUAAUUUGGUGACAUAUAAGGGCCCCACAAUGAUAGCAACAACCCUUCAAGCUAUUGCUAUUUUGUUGAAGGAGAGUUUGAAUUGGGAUUGGUUUAUAAAUCUUAGUGCUUCUGAUUAUCCUCUUGUGACUCAAGAUGAUCUACUUCAUGUUUUCUCUAAUUUGUCAAGAACUCUCAACUUCAUCGAACACACAAAGCUUACAGGAUGGAAAUUGAAUCAAAGGGCAAAGCCGAUUAUUGUGGACCCCGGUCUUUAUUUGUCAAAGAAAUCGGAUCUUGCAAUCACUUCACAAAGAAGAUCUCUUCCUACAUCUUUUAAAUUGUUCACUGGCUCGGCAUGGGUAAUGCUAACAAGAUCAUUUGUGGAAUAUUGCAUUUGGGGAUACGAUAAUUUUCCAAGAACUAUCUUAAUGUACUACACAAACUUUGUGUCUUCACCCGAAGGCUAUUUCCACACAGUUAUUUGCAACACGGAAGAGUUCACAAAAACCGCAAUAAGUCACGACCUUCAUUACAUCGCGUGGGACACGCCUCCAAAGCAACACCCGCGUUACUUGACCAUUAAAGACUUUGAAAAAAUGGUGAAUAGUAGCGCGCCAUUUGCAAGAAAAUUUCAAAAAGAUGAUGUAGUUCUUGACAAGAUUGAUCAAGAGCUUUUGGGUCGAACCCAUCGGUUCGGUCGUGGUGCGUGGUGCGUGGGUGCCUCGGACCGUGGCUCGGACCCGUGUGCGGUUCGUGGUGAUGAUUCGGUUUUUAGCCCCGGAAAGGGCGCGGUGAGGUUGAAUGAGUUGUUUGCGGAGCUUUUGUCGGAUGAUUUUGGAAGUAAAACGUGUCCUUCGUGAAGAGGGGUUAGAUUUUGGGAAAGUGUACAUUGUUUUUUAUAGAUUGAAAGUUGAUUUUUUUUUUUUUUUUUUUU